AUGCGUAUGUCUUUUACCACGCAUAUCCUCUGGGACGCUGGUCUGCUUGGAGACGAUCACGGAAAUAUCCUCAAUCCAGACAUAACCUCUGCAGUCAAGCUCUUUCGUCACCAUGAUGAAGCAUCAGCCCGACUACGAAAGCAAUUCACAAGUGAGGGAGGUCUGUCUUCACCUCGCCGUAAGCCCCACUUAUCAUGGACAGCUCUAAUGACUAUCACUAACAUUAUCAUUAAGGUGCCAGAAUCAUCAGAGAUAUCAAUAGGGUUAUACACUGGAGAUGUCAAAGAAGGGAAAGAGAAGCCCCUCUCCGAAGCAUUCAUCAUACCCUGGACUGAUGAUGGGUAUAGUGGACAUCCAGACCUGCUGUUGAAAUUGAAGUGCCUUUUUACAGAUCUGAGUAACAUCACUCUAGACGAAAGUCAAGUGUGGUUAAUCGGCUCUGUUGUACGCCAAGGGUCCAUGGCAAGCAAAGAAAUUGAUCCCCGAUCCAGGUCUUCCAUGCUGAGCAAGAAGACUUCCUCCAGUGACUCGAUGAGAAGGCCAUUUGGUGUGUUGAUGCUUGAUGUGACCACCAUCAUACAGAAACAAAAGAUUUUAGCAUUGGAAACACAGGAUGGUACUGUAGACCAGGACUACUUUGCUCCAUUCUUUCCAUGUGGUGAAAAAGAAACCCUUGAUCUAAAGAAAUUACUAACAACUAGAAAUGAUUCUGUGCGUGACAACAAAACAGGAUACCAGGGAAUAUGGUUUUCAUUUCAACUUAUCAAUGGAGAUAUUAAGCAGUUGCGUGAAGACAAUCCACACUAUGUAUCACUUCGGGAUGUCCCGGUGGCGUACCGCCUUGGGCUUUCAGAUGUCAUUAUGCCUGGAGAUGUUCGAAAUGACCUCUACAUUACCCUGCUGUCUGGAGAGUUCUCCAGAGGGACCAAGACUAGUGACCGAAAUGUAGAAGUUACUGUCAGGGUGUGUGAUGAUAAGGGGAAAAUAAUUCCUGGUGUCAUGAGACAAGGAUGUGGCAAGCCACCACUGGAUGACUACAGAUCUGUCACCUACCAUCACGAAGCUAAACCCAAAUGGAUGGAGACCAUCAAGAUAGCUCUUCCAAUAGAGGAGUUUAAGAAGGCUCAUGUGAAAUUCAUUUUUAAGCACAGAUCCACAAAUGAUGUAAAGGACAAGAAUGAAAAGCCGUUUGCCAUGUCUUUCAUGAAGCUGAUGCAGGAUAAUGGGACAACAGUACUAAACACUGAACAUGAGUUGAUAAUAUAUAAAAUUGACAGCAAGAAGUGGCAAGAGGACGACUCAAGCUACCUGAAUCUACCAUGGCAACGUAUCAACGGAGAGGAACUAGUGAAGACGUGGACGUUUGGCAUGGCUCCUACCAACAAAGACAGCUUUACCAUCUCCACCACAUUCUGUUCAACCAAGCUGACCCAGAAUGCUGAACUUCUGGCUCUCCUUGAGUGGGGCUGGAGUGGGUCAACAGACACGGAAACCCUGAGACACUGCCUUGAGGGCUUGCGCCGUGUGCCAUCGGAAGAGCUGAUGGUGUUUCUGCAGGAUACACUUGAUGUCUUGCUGGAGAUUUUGAUGAAUAGCUCCACAGAUGAUGACAGUGAUAAUAAAGUCUUUGAAGCAUUGGUUUAUGUGAUAACCAUUGCCACGGACAAGAACAAGCACGAAGCCUUCCAACCAGUUCUUGAUUCAUACAUCCAACAGAAUUUCCAUGCAACCCUUGCAUACAACAAACUCAUCCAUGUCUUAAAGUUUUAUGUAGAGCAAGGAAUGGACAUGCAACGGCAAGAAACAUUGAAAAAAGCCAUGAAAUGCCUUCAAUAUAUAUUCAAAUUCAUCAUUCGUUCCAGACAGCUGUUUGUUGAACUCCAUGGUCGUGGGCAGGAGGAGUUUGAAAAGAGUCUUCAGCUGCUCUUGGAAGCCAUGGCUAAGAUGAUGAUUCACACAUUGGACAGCACUCUUACAGUCCAAGCUCAUUGCCUCAAGUAUAUUACCACUACCAUUCCAGACAUCAUCACCAACUUUGAUCCUGUGCACAUGAGUCAUAUCCUAGUAACGAUGAUCGACAACCUGGACCCAAAAAGGAUUCCCAAGCAGAAGUUGAUGACCAUGAAUGAGAUCAUUCACAGUGAACUUUUCAAAUACCCUGAGUGUCGGCGUGUGCUCCUGCCCUCCUUCAUUGGCCACAUCCGGAGACUGCUGGCAGCAAAUGAAGAGGUGACAGAUGGUGAAGUUGUCAUGCGCAAGGAGAAAAAAAAGGCCAAAUUGCAACAGAUGCUUGGUACUGACAACAAUGCUCCUUUCACUGAUGAUGGGCGCAGCUUGAUGGAAGAGCUGGAGCUCUGUGUGAAGAUCCUCGGUGACAUCCUGGAUGUGUUAUUCUCCGCUGAUGUUGGGCCAACUCAGGAGGACAUCUCGCACCUGACCAAUGAAAUGCUCAGUGACAUCCUCACCAUUGUCUACAAGAUGACCCACGAGGACCCACUCAAUUGCAAGUUUGUGAGCGUGUUGGUAUCACUCAUGCGUCAAAUGACCGAGCGUCACUUCCUGAACUUCCUGAACUGCUUCCAAACUCAGGAUGAAUUGUACAACUUUCUUGUAGAACUCAUCAUGGUCAUCCAAGACCUCAUAAGCCAGCCAGUGUUCCCCUCAGACUGGGCAGAAAUGAUCUUGCUGCAGAACAGUGUGAUAGUAAAGGUACUUCGCCAGUGUUCACGUGUUAUCUCUGAUAGAAUGCGUGAUCCAUUUAAGGAAAUUGUGUGGAAUAACUUCUUCUUGUGUGCCAUCCAGUUCAUAACUCAGCCAUCACUACAGCUGGAGACAUUCACUCAGAGUAAGAGAAACAAGAUUCUGAGCAGAUACAGAGACAUGCGCAGAGAGACAGCCAUAGAGAUCAAGAGUUUAUGGUUUAGCUUAGGUCAGCACAAAAUCCGCUUUGUGGCUUCUUCGGGUGGAGGACAGUGCAUGGUGGGACCUUUCCUGGAGAUGACUAUGAUCCCUGAUGUGGAGCUGCGAAAGGCCACCAUACCUAUAUUCUUUGACAUGAUGCAGUGUGAGUACUACUCCCAGCGCGACCAAGGGAAAAAUGGGCCUCCAGACAUGGCUCGCAACAAACAGAAGAUUAAAGGGAAGUUUACUGAGUUUGAGAAUGAAAUGCUGGAAAAGCUAGACCACCUUGUGGAAGGAGGCCAUGGAGAUGAGCACUACCGUGAGGUCUUCCAAAACAUGGUGGGUGCUCUCUGUGAAGAACAUGCCACCAUGAGGGACCCAGGCCUGAAGCUGGUCAAAACAGUCACUAGGCUCAUGGAUCGGCUGCUGCAGUACCGGACCAUUAUGAACACCCCAGAUAAUUCAGCUGAGACACGCAUGAGCUGCACUGUCAAUCUCUUGGACUUCUAUUCUGAAAUAAAUCGGAAGGAGUUAUACCUGCGAUAUGUCUACAAGUUGUCAGAGCUUCACCUUGCCUGUGAUAAUUACACUGAGGCUGGCUACACACUCCUUCAGCAUGCCAGCUUGCUUAAGUGGACCCAUGAGGAUCUGCAGACUGCCCUAAGGUCACCCAUUCACCACCAUCUUGGGUAUCAUGAUGACCUCAAAGAAAAACUCUAUAAUGAAGUUAUUAGCUACUUUGACAAAGGAAAAAUGUGGGAAGAUGCCCUGAAACUCUGUAAGGAACUAAUGCAGCAGUACGAAGAAGUUACCAUAAACUACACUAAACUGUCUGAGCUCUUGACCCGAAUGGCUUCAUUCUACAAAAACAUCAUGAACCCCCAGAACCUGCGACCAGAACCAGAAUAUUUCAGAGUUGCUUAUUAUGGCAGAGGGUUCCCUGCUUUCUUGCAGAACAGGGUGUUUGUGUACCGUGGAAAUGGUUAUGAAAGACUUGGGGAUUUUACAUCUAGAAUUUUGGAUCAAUUUCCAAAUGCAGAAAAACUAACACCACCCAGUGAUGAGGUUAAAGAAUCUCCACAACAGUUCAUUCAGAUCAGUAAAGUUGACUGUGUAAUGCGAGAAGACAAGUAUUCCUCUCCUUCUGUUUCGGAACAAAUUCAGCGCUACUAUCGGGCGAACCAUGUGAACAUCUUCACAUACUCCAGGCCCUUCCACCGAGGACAGAAGGAUCCAAGCAAUGAGUUUGCAACUCUUUGCAUUGAAAAAACAACUUUGCAUACAUCAUAUUCUUUACCUGGAAUUUUGAGGUGUUUCCCGGUCGUCAGAACGAAGUCCAUCGAGCUUUCUCCCCUUGAAAAUGCAAUAGAGACCAUGACCAAUGUUAAUGCAGAUGUCUGUGACCUUGUUAAGAAAUAUUCUCGUGAUCAAACCUUGCCUCUUGACCCCCUGACCAGAAAGAUAUCAGGAAUGGUAGAUCCUGCUGUGAUGGGUGGCAUUACGAAUUAUGAAAAGGCUUUCUUGUGUGACGAGUACAGGCAAAGUCACCCACAAGAUGCAGAGAAAUUGGAAGAUCUGCAGCAGUUGAUAGCUGCGCAGAUACCUUUACUCAAAGCUGCUCUGCACUAUCAUCGACUCCGUGUCACAGAGCCAAUUGCAGCCCUCCAUGACCACAUGAUUUCAUCAUUCCUUAAAAUGAAACAACAAGUUCAUGAGAAAUAUGGAGUUGCUGUAUUGCCACCAGAGCUGGGCAUAGAGGAACACUCCCUGAGACUGCAGACACAACUGAGUGUGAACAGUGAUCAUUCAGCUCGUUCUUCACACCACUACAGCGGCCAUGAUAGUAUAGACGUGGAUGCUGUCGAGCUCAGGCCCCCUAAGGAGGAUUCUCGCUCAGAAGGUCUACGGCAGAGCCUCACCCGCGGCCUGCAUGUUUUUUCGGGCCGUUCCUCUGAUCUUAUGGCUAUGAGCUUAUCAUCAUCGCAACUUUCACUGGCUCGUCUCAGCCUGAGCCCAGCCAAGGUUGGUGGAACACUUCCUCGCCAUCACAAGGUCUCCAUGCCCAACCUUGGGAAUUACAAUGGGGGAUCCUCCAAGAAUGUGAAGAAGGAAAAAAGCUUCAGAACUCUGCUGCGGCGUGAGAGUUUUACUUCACAGCGUGAGCCAUCCUCACAGUGGUUUGACAGGCCCGAGUCCCAGGUGUUGCCGCCUCAACCAAUUAUAGAGCUGAGUGAGCAGCUUGCACCUGAGAGACCUCUGCGGACGGACAUUGAGAGGGAAAGGCGUAUGUCUAGACCUCGCUCCCUGACGAUGACCCCUUCUGUGUCAGCAACACCUUCGCCUUCACUUGGGUCCAGAGAGAGCUUGAUGAGCACUCCAACUGGAUCAAUUUAUGAAGAAGAGUCUCCUCCGCCACUGCCUGUCAAAAUGCGUGACCAAGAUAGUGAUAGUACAUCUCUCAGAUUGAGCACCAUGUCCCUCAAACCAAGUGCAACCCCAGGAUCUCCCGAAGUCUCCCCAGAACCCCCCAAGAAACCACCAAGACCUGAUAAGAAUCACAAUCAUGAGGAUUCCUCCAUGAUCUAAGUAAAGCUGAAAAUGUUGAAAGAAAGUUGUUGUUAACUUUAUAAUGAGUGCUUGUUACAUGUAUGUCUGAGAUAAGGAGGGACUUUUGAUGCAGAGUGUGAAGUAUAUGAGAGAGAAGGCAUGUUGAAAAGAAGUUCACAUUCUGAAUUGUUGAUUAUAACUUGAUAAACAGAAGUAAUGAUAAUGGUAAUUGCAUUGUGUGAUAAUGGAGUGAAUAACACUGCCAUCCUUUAUAUUUUUGUCAAGUCUUAAAAGCUUGUGAUGUGAAGGUAUUAUAAUGCUUAAAUCAUGGUGCAAUGUGUGCCUAGAUCUAGAACUAGUGUGCAUUAGGCCACAUAUUUUUUUGUGUAUUGUAUUUUGCAUUUUCUGUCCUUUUUUUUCACAUAUAUUUUUAUCUGUUACAAGGGGGUAUGAUUUAUGCUUAACUCAAAAGCUUGUCAGUAUCUACAUCAAAGCCCAGUGCUGAUAUAUGUUAGUCUUUUGAAAGGUAUUAUCUUGCUUUAUUUAUUCAGUUUUCUCUAUACUUUAGGUAAAAUUUAAGGUAUCAUGUGGACCAUUGAUGGUCGUGGCACCUUCCUGCUUUUGCCACUAUCAGUGUAAUCAUCUGAGCAGUAUUUAUUUAUAUUUUUGUUUUAUGAUUAGAUGUUCUGAAUGAUUCAUAUAUUUUUGUUGAUAAUAAGUAUUAUAUUAUUGUGCUUGAGAUAGAUAACACUUCCAUGAAAUGGCUGUAAAAAUGGUGACUAUUGUAUUUCCUUUCAUAUAUUUGGUGUGGCUUUGCCUUGUGAAAUGCUCAGUACAUGUGAAUAAAAAUCUAAAACGGUAAGUAAGGUAAUGAUUAUGGUACUAAUGUGUUUUUUUAUAUCAGUUGUUUAUUUUUUUUAGAUGUAUUCAAUGUCCUAUUUAUUCACUAGCAAUGAAAAUUUGAUAAAGUAUUUCAAUAUAAUUCAAACAUCAAAAACAUCUUUUGUUUGUUGUGUAAAGUCUUCCAGUGGCUUAUGAUUACAAUAUGUUUAUUCUUAUUUGAUUUGCUAUAAAAAUCAAAGAUUCGAAAGUAUUGAGAAAGGUAAGAUAGAAGUCAUGCUAUAUGGUUGUCUGUCUGAAUGAUUAUUUGCAAAUGCUUUUUUUCUCAUAUUUUGUUUCAUAUAUAUUUUUUUCUUUGUUAUUAAGCACUCCUUAUUUGAAUUGCUUGUGCCCAAGGAUUCCUUAAGUGCAUUUAAGUAGCUUUAUAUAUAUAUAUAUCUAAAUUAGGUGUAUGUUUUGUUUUCUUGUCUAACAUGUUCUGGUGAUCAUUGCUUUGUGCUUUUCCUUAAGAAUAAUAUAAGAUUGUGAUUUUGUGCGAAGGGUCAUUGAAGACAUUGAUAUUUUUAUAUGCGAAUCCUUCACAUGCUUAGUGUAAGUUAAGGAGCCUUUUAAUGUAUAGUUAGUGUGAAUGCAUGUGUGUGCCUAUGGGUGUGUAAUUUGGCUUCAUUUGCAGUGUCAUUUGAUAAAAUGGUGUUAAUUUGUAAAGGUAUGGCUAUGAUGCAGCAAGAUAAUCAUUCCUAAUACAGCUGUCUUAUGGUGAAAUGUGUGGGACCAAUUUAAGCAAGAUUUGCUGAGAACCCCCCCCUUUUUUAUACUGCUGACUUUAUCAUUUUAUCAGUGAGGGAGUGAAUAAUUGCACAUACACACAGACAAACAUGCAUGCACAGAACUAUCUGUUUUUGUGCACCCUUAUGUUUGUGUGAAUGUGUAUGUGGAUUAGAAAGGUAAAGAAGUCUUUGCAGUAUAGUGAUGUCCUUUCUGAUGAUUCCAUUAUACUAAUUAUUAAUAUUGCAAGAAAAAAGAAAAUUAAGUAUCAGUAUGGAGUGCAGUUAAAACAAAUUUUCCAAGGGUUUCAUUAUAAAUUUUCUUAUUGAGAAACUAUAAGAGGCAAUAUGUGUGGGAUUUUCAUGUUAAUAUUUUACCAAAUUAUUGAAUUAACAUGUGUUAUAGGAAAGUUGAGCUCAUAGUACAGUGAUUUUUCAAAUUUUAUACAUCAGAUUUAUAAUGUAUUCGAAAAAAAAAAAACACGGUAGUGUAUAUAUUAGAGCUGAUCAUGUAUCCAAAGGCAAAUAUGAUUGAGAAACACAUGUAUUAUUGAUAUAGCAUAUAUCAAGCUAAGGUAAUGUUUUAUCAGAUGUCAUUGUAAGUUCAAAGGAGACAAAGAGAUAAAUCUUUAUUGCUUCAUUAUUUUUUAUAAUUUUGUACACAGUGUAACGUAAUUACAGAUUUUUUCGUGUCACACAAUGCUGAUCAGUCUUGCAUUUAACUGUCCUUUGUUCCAAGAAGUUGAUCAGCAGCAUUUCUUUUUGUAGGAAGUACAAAGGCUAAGAAGCUGCACAAAUUAGAAGUGCCAUAUGGUAUUUUAUAAGGAGAGUGGAGGGUUGGUAUUUUUGUAUGGUGCUCUUUUGACCAAAGUAAUACUGCAUGCAUGGUUGGAAGAACUAAGACAAGGAUUAGUUAUGAUGAUAGUUGUAAGUUAUCAUCCCUUUCAUGGUGUGAGAUACCUGCCAACACACACUGACGAUGUGCGCACAAUGAAGGUAAAUUGUAUACCUAUUUUUAUGAUUUAUGUACUGUAUAUACACAUGGCAUACAUUUUUUAUUUGUUUGUUAACAUAUAUGCAUUGUCUUGUUGAUGUAAAAGGAGCACUUGAGUGACUGAGGGGUACUCUGAAGAAAGACGGUUAUCAUUCUGUUUAGAGAGAUAGGUAGACAUAUUAAUAAACAGCAAAGCAGACAGGUGGAUGGGUGGACUGAUGGACGGACGGACAGACAGACGGACAGAUGAACGGACAGACGGAUUGAUGGCAGACCGACAAAUAGAUAACCAGACAGAUAAAGACAGACAGACAGACAGUUAGGCAGAUAGAUAGACAGACAAGCAGAAAGACGCACACAGACAUGCACAAAUACACACACACAGACACACGCACAUGCACUCUCACAUGCACACUCGUACGCAUGUACAAGCACAAACGCACAUAGACUCGCACACAGAUGUGCACAAGCUCAUACACGCACAAGCACACCCAUGUACAAGCACACACAUGCACAGUCACAAGCACACUGGCGUACAUGUGCAUAUAUGUACACAGACAGACAUAGUGAAAUAAGAGGGAGUAUUCAUAUGUAGGUAUGCAAGUGUGUUUUUGUGCUUGUGUGUGUGGAGUCUUUAUGUGAGUUCAUUGUGUAUGUAUGUAUGUUCAAACAAAUAUUUGAAUGUGCUUAUGCAUAUAUAUAUAUUAUAUUUACUAGUUUUAAUACUUUAAUAUUGCAUAGUUUAUGUACAGACUUUAUGUUAAAUACCUGAUUUUACCUCAAGAAAGAUUUUAAUUUUCAAUUAUUCAGUAUAUUGAAAUGGUAAUGUGACAAAGACACAUGUUAAUGAUUCAUUUUAAUUUAAUUGUAAUUUUUUUUUUUUUUUUUUUUUGAUCUUCUGAAUGUAGAUUCAGUGAAAGAAAGCAAAGAGACAGAAAUCAACUCUGUAAUCAUCUUGCACAACAAACGCAAAUUGUGACUACGCUUAAAUACAAGGGUGCUUGCAAAGUAUUUUAGGUAUUGUCCACACUAAGUCUUAGAGAGAGAGAAAAAGAACCUUGUGUCUAGUCACACCAAGAAGCUUGGAAGUACAAGCUUGUGUUCUGGUCAUACUAGGCUAGCAAUAAACUUGCAAGUCAUUUAUUUAGCAUCAUUUUGUAUUAGCAUUUAACUCCAUAAGGGAACCAGGUGAAGCAUUACUGCUCGUUGCUGUUUUUUGUACCUCAUGUUGGCUGUCUUAGUGGCUUCAGUGAGUGGCAGUUAAUUUUGUAUCUUCGGUUGCCACGUGUUUCUAUUUUUUUUCUCUUUCUGUCUCUCUCUCUUUCUUCUCCACUUUUUUAAACUGUUACUAUGACUAUGUUUUGAGGAGUCUUGAUUUGUUGCUUUUAUAUUAAUUGUAUCCAUUAAUUAUUAUGAUUUUUGUUUCUUUGUUGUUGAUAUUUUCAGAUCAAAAGCCAUCUCUCUACUGUUUUCCAGUAAAUUGAAAUAACAUGAUUUAUUGUAUCAUUAUUCACUUAUUUGUCUAUUUAUUAUUCAUUCAACAUAAUAUUGACAGAUUUUGUUUAUUUCUGUUUUAAUCAUAAUAAUGAUUUUGUCUUUCAAAAUGAUACUGUACUUAUGCCUGUGUUGCAUAGAACGACAAAGAGUAACGAAUGAAGCUCCAUCUACCAACACGUAUGUUUAUUGCUUCAGCUCUGUAACCUUAGUGAUUAUAAUAAAGUCUACUUAAUUUGAAUA
Molecule: messenger RNA, 9783 nt
Organism: Penaeus vannamei (Pacific white shrimp)
Lineage: Eukaryota; Metazoa; Arthropoda; Malacostraca; Decapoda; Penaeidae
Source: RefSeq, a predicted model, not a curated record